AGCCUGAAUAUGUCAGGGAUUUAGUGGGGCUUCUCGCUCCUGGUGGGUUCCGCCGGAAAGGCGCAGGCAGGAAGGAAUCCAAGGUUGGGGGCAGCGGCAGGCGAUGGCUUCAGCAGAACUCACAGGCGGUUUCCCAGCUGGUGGGAACCCUUGGCCUUUCAGCCGGAGGACUGGGUGACAGCGGACCUUUCUGGAACAGGUCCGGAUGUGAACAAACUGGCCUUGUUAGGGAAUGGGGCGGAGUUGAGGGCCGUUGUGGGGAGGUUGGCCACACCUCUGGCAGAUGGGUGUUGGCCUCCUUUGCCAGCCCUGGAAGGUGCUGCUGAGUCCCAAAGGCACUCAGGACUCCACUACAGCUGCAUCUGAAGUGAGUGGGAAGUCUCAGGAGAGGCAGCCUUCUGUGUUAAUACCUUUCCCUCUGCUAGUCCUUUGAGACAUAACACCAGCCAUGCUUGGAGUUGCCCAGGAAGGGUGAGAUCUGAGGUCUGUACUCACAUUGUGUCUGCUAGGACAGGUCCCUGCUGUUGGCCCUUGGUGUCGUCAGCGUCACUAUAAUUCUCAUGAUCCGGAAGCAAAUAAACUUAAAAAAGAAAGGUCGCAUCACUUUACAGGACCCUGAAGCCAAGUACCCUCUGCCCUUGAUUGAGAAGGAGCAAAUCAACCACAACACCCGAAGGUUCCGCUUUGGACUGCCCUCACCGGACCAUGUCUUAGGGCUCCCUGUAGGUAACUAUGUCCAUUUCUUGGCCCAAAUUAAUGAUCAAUGGGUAAUCAGGGCUUACACUCCUGUUUCUAGUGAUGAUGAUCAAGGCUUUGUGGACUUCAUUAUAAAGAUAUACUUCAAAAAUGUGCACCCCAGGUAUCCUGAAGGGGGAAAGAUGACUCAGUACUUGGAGAACAUGGAAAUUGGGGACACCAUCCUUUUUCGAGGGCCCACAGGGCGCCUGUUCUACCAUGAGCCAGGUUCCCUUAUAGUCAAAGUAGACGAAAUGAGUGAGCCCGAAAACAGACUGUUUCAUCACCUGGGGAUGAUUGCUGGGGGAACAGGCAUUACUCCCAUGCUGCAGCUUAUUCGCCACAUCACAAAGAACACCAGUGAUGGGACCAGGAUGUCCCUUCUCUUUGCCAACCAGACAGAAGAGGAUAUCUUGUUGAGAAAGGAGCUGGAAGAAAUCGCUACAACUCACCUUGACCAGUUCAACGUGUGGUAUACCCUGGACAGGCCUCCUGUUGGAUGGAAGUACAGCUCUGGAUUUGUUACUGCUGACAUGAUCAAGAAGCACCUCCCUCCCCCUGGGGAAGCCACACUCAUCCUGGUGUGUGGUCCACCACCUAUGAUCCAGGAGGCAGUUCACCCCAGCCUGGAGCAGCUUGGCUAUACCAAGGACAUGAUUUUUACCUAUUAAUAUCUCCUAUGCUCCUUGGCGGGUCCCUCUCCUCUGUUUCAGAGUGAGUUUGCCUUCACAUUAUUCAACUACAGUAUUUUCUAAGUGCCUCUCCAUGUACACUUGGGUAUGGUGCUGUUCUCCUGGGUGUGGACCUAAGAAUUCAAAGGAUGGAAGAAGACAAGGUAGUUUUUGAGCUUCCAGGCUUGGAGGCUGGGGAUGAUGCCUUUCUCCAUGGCUUAGUGUAAUAAACUGCACUGCUCUGCAUUUA
Molecule: messenger RNA, 1656 nt
Organism: Peromyscus leucopus (white-footed mouse)
Lineage: Eukaryota; Metazoa; Chordata; Mammalia; Rodentia; Cricetidae
Product: NADH-cytochrome b5 reductase 2
Exons: 9
Coding region: 561-1406 (281 amino acids)
Cellular component (GO): mitochondrion
Molecular function (GO): FAD binding; oxidoreductase activity
Source: RefSeq, a predicted model, not a curated record